Messenger RNA from Sparassis crispa, 252 nucleotides. RefSeq names its product Cytochrome c oxidase subunit 6B. Gene Ontology annotation, cellular component: respiratory chain complex IV; mitochondrion. The transcript has 6 exons. Bases 1 to 252 code for a protein of 83 amino acids. NCBI's taxonomy places the organism in Eukaryota, Fungi, Basidiomycota, Agaricomycetes, Polyporales, Sparassidaceae. The record is from RefSeq and is a predicted model, not a curated record.
AUGUCUGAUCUCUCCAGCAAAUACGUCCUGCAGACUGCCGGUUUUGACGCUCGUUUCCCGAACACCAACCAGACCAGGCAUUGCUUCCAGAACUACACCGACUACUUCAAGUGUAUCGCUGCCAAGGGCGAGGACUUCGCACCCUGCAAGCAGUUCAAACGUGCAUACAACUCGCUGUGCCCUAACGAAUGGACCGCCAGGUGGGAUGAGCAGAGGGAGAACGGCACCUUCCCGGCCUCCUUGGAGCCGUGA